Molecule: messenger RNA, 1257 nt
Organism: Cucumis sativus (cucumber)
Lineage: Eukaryota; Viridiplantae; Streptophyta; Magnoliopsida; Cucurbitales; Cucurbitaceae
Product: bifunctional fatty acid conjugase/Delta(12)-oleate desaturase
Exons: 3
Coding region: 1-1257 (418 amino acids)
Biological process (GO): lipid metabolic process
Molecular function (GO): oxidoreductase activity, acting on paired donors, with oxidation of a pair of donors resulting in the reduction of molecular oxygen to two molecules of water
Source: RefSeq, a predicted model, not a curated record
AUGGCGAAGCAACAGCUUAUAGGAGUUUCGAUGAUAACAAUGAUGGAAAGGGUUGGGGACUUGGAAAAUGUCGACAGUCAGCAAAAAAUAGAAAUGAGGAAAGGAAGCCCAAAUAGAAGCAAAUUAGCAUUGGGGGAGCGCAUUACACACACCAAGCCUCCCUUCACCAUCACACAAAUCAAGAAAUCCAUUCCAUCCCAUUGCUUCAAUCGUUCCCUCUACCGCUCCUUCUCUUACGUUAUCUUCGACUCCAUCCUUCUCUCUACUUUUUAUUACGUAGCCACCACCUAUUUCCACACCCUUUCCGCCCACCCACUACUGCUUCACUACUUAGCUUGGCCUCUUUAUUGGCUCUCUCAAGGCAUUGUCUUCACCGGCUUCUGGGUCAUCGCUCAUGAAUGUGGCCAUCAUGCCUUCAGUGAUUACCAAUUCCUAGAUGACUUCCUUGGCUUCCUCCUCCAUUCUUCCCUCCUCAUCCCUUACUUCUCUUUCAAAAUCAGCCACCGCCGCCACCAUGCCAACACUGCAUCACUCCACCGCGACGAGGUCUUUGUCCCCAAGCCCAAAUCCAAAAUCCCUUGGUAUUUCAAACACUUAACCAACCCACCUGCUAGACUCUUCAUUAUUGUAAUGACCCUCACACUUGGCUGGCCAAUGUACAUAGCCUUCAACAAUUCAGGCCGAGUCUAUGAUAGAUUCACCAGCCACUACGAUCCAAACAGCCCAAUAUUCACCGAAAAGGAACGACUUCAAGUUCAAAUAUCCAAUGCCGGAGUCUUAACCAUUUUAUACUUACUUUACAAACUCGCAGUUACAAAAGGAAUCACGUGGGUCAUUCGCAUAUACUUACUGCCUUUAACGGUUAUGAACGUGUUUGUGGUGUUGAUAUCAUGUUUACAACACACACACUCUUCAUUGCCGUAUUACGAUUCUAGUCAGUGGGAUUGGCUGAGAGGGAAUUUGGUUACAGUGGAUAGAGAUUACGGGAAGAUUUUGAAUAAAAUGUUACAUAAUAUAACGGAUACACAUGUGAUUCAUCACUUGUUCCCUUCAAUGCCACAUUACAAUGCAGCGGAGGCGACGAGGGCGGUGAAGGAAGUGCUGGGAGAGUACUAUCAGUUUGAUGAGACGCCUAUCUUGAAGGCUGCAUGGAGGGAGUUUAGAGAAUGUGUUUAUGUAGAGGAAGAUGAUCAUGAGGAGGGGGACUCAGAAGCUUUUAGAAGUAAAGGGGUAUUUUGGUUUCGGAACAAGCUUUGA